Messenger RNA from Eufriesea mexicana, 3190 nucleotides. It is a transcript of the gene Fibroin2, whose product is annotated as silk fibroin 2. The record is from RefSeq and is a predicted model, not a curated record. Bases 1 to 2997 code for a protein of 998 amino acids. NCBI's taxonomy places the organism in Eukaryota, Metazoa, Arthropoda, Insecta, Hymenoptera, Apidae. The transcript has 3 exons.
AUGAAGAUUCCAGCAAUAUUCGUCACGUCACUGCUGGUCUGGGGGCUGGCUGAGGGCCACUUGGUGAAACGUGACAAGCCGCCGCACUCGAAACCCCUACCAAAAGCACCAAAGCAGCUCGGCGAUGGGUCUGACACGCUUGGCUCCUCCAUGGAAAACGCGCUAAAAGCAGCCAGGGCGUCGGAGAACGUGGGAUUGAACUUGGAACUGGGGGCAGCCGCGCGGACAGCAUCCGCGGCAGCUGCGAAGCAGGCUGCUGAGACGCAGAGAGCAGAGGCUGGAGCAAAAGCAGCAAUUGUCAUUGCGAUCGCUAAACGAGAAGAAGCAAUCAAAGCAAGCCAAGCGGCUAGCCAGUUGCUGACCACUGCCGCGAAAGCGAGCGAGGCGACUGAAGCUGCAGCAAGAAGAGCGGCACAGUUGACGGCUGCAGCAAAGGCGGCUGCUAGGGCUUCUGCGUCCGCGGCUGCGGCUGCUACAGAGGCCCAGGUAAAGGCGAACGCUGAUUCGAUCAUCGCGAAAAAAGCUUCGGCUGCCGAAGCUCAAGCUGCAGCAGAGGCUAAUGCCAAAGCGGCAGCAGCCAGGAAGGCGGCGGCCAGAUUCUUGGCCAAAGCUGAGGCUGCCGCCAAGGCAGAAUCUGAGGCGACCAGACACGCUGCUGCGGCGGAAGUAGCAUUGGCAAGGGCAAGAACCGUCGUGGAUCAAUCGCAGAGUGCACAAGCAGUCGCUACCACUAAGGCUACCGCGGCUGUUCAAUUGGAAUCUCAAGCAGCGAACGCUGAAUCGGCCGCUGUGGCACAAGCGGAGACUCUGCUGGUCACGGCAGAAGCAGUCGCUGCCGCGGAGGCUGAGACUGCCUCCAAAGCCGUAGCACUGGCAAAGCAGAUCAUCAAUAAGAAGAAGCUGUCGUCGGGAAAAAAACAAAUUUCGUCGACCAUGCAGAUCCCAACGAUUCUCGUCACGUGCCUGCUCACAUUGGGCCUGGUGGACACAAGCCUCGGGACCUCGAAGGGGGAUCCCAGCCACAUAGAGGAGAUCUUAUUGAAGAAGGUGGACACUAGCGCGAAACGGAAGGAAAAUGGAGCCCCGCAUCUCGGCAAGAACGUAGAAAAGUGGUUGAUUAAAACCAAAGCAACCGCUAGUGCAGAGAGCAAAGCAUCCGCUUCAGUAAAAGCAUCUGCUCUGGCCCUAGCCGAGGCUCUCUUGCAAGCGACGGCAGAGUCGGCUAAACUUUCAGCUGAGGCUGCCGCGGCGGUGAAAGCGGCAUUGGAGGCACAGCUGAUUGCCGAAAAGAAAGCUUUGGCCGCGUUGCAAGCUCAGUCCGAGGAACAGACAGCCUCUGCCCUCGCGGAGGCCGCAGCCGCUGCAACGGCAUCAGCCAUGGAUCGCGCUCAAGCUUCCUCGAGAACGGCCGCAACCGCUCAGGACGUGACGAGUGAUUUGCAGAAACGAGCCAGCACUUUAGCAGCCGCCGAAGCCGCAGCCACCCUUAGGGCAUCAGAGAUCGCUGAAGAAUUGAAAUGGAUAGCAUCCGUUGCUGCGGCAACCUCAGCCAGUGCAGCUUCUGCCGAAGCGCAGACCACUGCUUCUUCGGAAACCACGUCCUCUGCUGCCAAUAAAGCAGCCGUAUUGGCCGCUGACGCGAACAGUGCGCAGGCAGCUGCCGCAGUGGAAGCACAAUCCGCUGCCAAGAUCGAAGCCAAAGCUGCCGCUGAGGCCUCUGCCAACUCGGCCACCGAGGACUCGCAAACCGCACAACUAGAGGCCUCUGCCGCGGCCAAGGCUACCGCAGCCGCAGCUAUCGGUGAUGGCGUGAUUCUAGGACUUGGAAACGACUCUGGUGCCUCAGCUCAGGCACUCGCACAAGCUCAGGCACUGGCUAGCGCUGCUGCGAAAACAUCGACGACAAAAGGUAACACAAUAUUUAGAAUUCGAAAUGACAACAUUUCGUGUAACAACAGCUGUUUUGACAAUUGUCAACGGCGGUAUAAAACGAGCAAAGCUCGCCACAACCGGCAUCAAUCUUGCGAAGCAGCCUCGAAGAUGAAGAUUCCAUCGAUACUCGCGGUGUUCCUGCUGGUCUGGGGUCUGGCUAGCGCAAACAAAGCGCCGCAACCUCCACCGAAACCCAUUUCGAUACACGGGAGCCCGGAACCGAAGGAACACCAACCAAAGGGCGAACCCAUCCCCGGGAAAAAGCUAGGAACCGGAGCGGCGGAAGUAGCGGCUGCCAGCGGUGAAGCUAUCGCUAUUACUCUCGGGGCCGGUCAAGCAGCAGCAGAGGCUCAAGGUUCAGCGGCCGCGCAAUCAAGCGCAGCUGCGAGUGCUGCUGAAGGUGCAAGUGAACUCUCCAACACAGCUGCGGAGCUAGUAGCCGCUGCGGCUUCAGCCCAGGCAGCUGCGGCGGCAUCCUCAGCCAGCGCGUUGAAACUGAGCUUAGCGGCUGCUGAAGCAGCCGAGGAAGCCGAGUGGGCUGUGGCCGAAGCCAAGGCUGCCGCUGGGAGGGCGGAAGUUCUCGCGAAGAACGCCGCUGCAGCUAACGCCCGCGCCGCCCUCCAAGCAGAGAGAGCAAACGAGCUGGCUCAAGCUGAAAGCGCAGCCGCGGCCGAAUCGCAAGCCAAAUCCGCCGCUGCAGCCGAGGCUACGGCAGUAGCCCUUAAGGUCGCCGAAAUCGCGGUGAAAGUGGAAGCUGAGGCGGCAGCCGCUGCCGCGGCGGCUGCUAAAGCUAGAGCAGCCGCAGACGCAGCAGCCGCUCGUGCUGCUGCAGUGAACGCCAUUGCUGAGGCUGAAGUGGAAGCUGAGGCGCAAGCAGAAAACACCGCUGGUGUGGCGCAGGCCGCCGCCUCCUCAGCGGCUGAAACGCAGGCUGUUGCAGCGUCCGCUGCUGCGACCUCGGAAGCGGCCGCUGAAGCUGGCGCGUGGAAAGGUGCGAUCGGAUUACCGAAGAUUAAGCCUCCUGCACCGAAGAAGAAAGGAUGGAGCUCGAAAGAGGAGAAGUAAGGUAGCGCGAUGUGCUGGAAGGGAUCUAGCUGGGCGAAGAUACAGGAACAGUUCUGAGAGAGGUGUUAAACAUCUUCAAGCAGAGUAUAUUCUAGAAUAGUGGCAGCAGAAGAUGAUUAGAGACAUGAUUAGUAAACGCGAAUUGAAAUUGUACGGAUGACAUUAUUAAACUGUUGUAGCAAAUGAGAACGAG